AUGGCGGAUCGAGACGCUGAGGUGUUACUGGCCAAGUCGUCAUCACCGUCGUUGUGUACCUUGGCAACGUUCAGCCGCAGGCUGUUAGAGGCUGUUGAUGAUGCUGGUCAUAUUUCCAGCCUUAAAGUCCGGCAUGCCAUAAACAAGCCUGUCGCUACCGCCCCCGCUUGCGGUCUUGACCUCGUUUACUUCUCAGUUAUCGCCGCCUAUGACCUUGUUGCUAUCGCGAACGAGAAGGAGGAAGGGUGUGACGACGUCGAGUGGCCCCAGAACACGGUCACUCGCCUCCGCAAGGAGCUCAAGGGACAUCUUCAAGGCGACGAUCGCUGCGUCGUCGCCGGGGUCGUCUUCAACCCCGCGCGAGGCAUUGGACAAUUGCGCGUCGAAUAUCAUGCUAGCGCAGAUGACGGCGCUGAAGAACAGCUACAAGAGUCUCCGCGAGAAUACCGCCCGUUGCAAGGCGCCAUGGGUGGGACUGCUAAGUACGAGGAGAUUGUCGGGCAGUUCAUCGUGGAGUACGAGAAGGCCAUCAACAAGAUGGAGGCUGAGCUUGAGCCCAACCGCUCGCGCCGCUCGUGA
Messenger RNA from Coniophora puteana RWD-64-598 SS2, 579 nucleotides. RefSeq lists its product as uncharacterized. Lineage: Eukaryota; Fungi; Basidiomycota; Agaricomycetes; Boletales; Coniophoraceae. The transcript has 3 exons. The record is from RefSeq and is a predicted model, not a curated record. The coding region runs from base 1 to 579 and encodes 192 amino acids.